Molecule: messenger RNA, 6041 nt
Organism: Hydractinia symbiolongicarpus
Lineage: Eukaryota; Metazoa; Cnidaria; Hydrozoa; Anthoathecata; Hydractiniidae
Product: xaa-Pro aminopeptidase 1-like
Exons: 22
Coding region: 35-1882 (615 amino acids)
Molecular function (GO): metalloaminopeptidase activity
Source: RefSeq, a predicted model, not a curated record
UUGAAAAAUUUAUUACUGACAGAUUAUUUAAAAUAUGCCUUCUGCAAAAUCUACUGGUCAUGUGUUGAAACAGCUGCGGCAGUUUAUGUGCAAUAAACAGCAUGUAUCUGAAUGUCUACAUGCUUACAUCAUUCCAUCUGGUGAUGCUCACCAGAGUGAAUACAUAGCACCAUGCCAUAAGAGGAGAGAGUUUAUAUCUGGUUUCACUGGAUCUGCAGGUACUGCCAUUGUUACUCAAAACGAAGCUUUGUUGUGGACGGAUGGAAGAUACUUUCUGCAAGCCGAAAAAGAGUUAGAUCACAAUUGGACGUUAAUGAGAGAUGGUGUUGGAAAAACCUUGAAAAGGGAGGAAUGGUUAAGUCAAAAGCUUCCAGAAGGUGCUGUGGUUGGAGUUGAUCCAUACCUUUUGUCUCUGGAUGAUUGGAGACUAAUAUCUCAAGAACUAAAGAACUCUGGAAAAAGUUUAAUAAGAGUUGAUCAUAACCUUGUUGAUCUGGUGUGGAGUCAAAAUGGUCAACCAGAUGAACCCUGUUCUGAACUUAUUGCUCUUGGAGAAGAAUUCUCAGGUAAGCAGUGGCAGAAGAAAAUUCAUGAAAUUCAAGAGAAACUCAAGAGUAAAGAUGUGUAUGGUGUUGUGAUAUCAGCUCUUGAUGAAGUUGCAUGGCUGUUUAACCUACGUGGCUCAGAUAUCAGUUACAAUCCAGUUUUUAUGUCAUAUGCUAUUGUAACAUUGGACGGUGCUAGUUUGUUUAUUGACGAAGCUCGUCUGUCAUCACAAGUAAUCCAUCACUUGCAACUUAGUAACCAGACUGUCGAUCUUAAAGUUCUUCCAUACACUGUUUUGCAAGAAGAAGUUAGAGCGCUUGGAAAGCUGAGCAAGAAAAUCUGGAUCAGUUCAAAAUGCAGUUGCGCAUUAGCAAGUCUUAUACCUGAGAAGUACUUAGUCACUGAUAUAUCUCCUGUUUGCAUGGCAAAAGCUGUGAAGAAUGAAGUCGAAAUUAAUGGGAUGAAAAAUUCGCACGUAAGAGACGCAGCAGCUUUAUGUGAAUACUUAUGUUGGCUUGAAGAACAGGUGCAUUAUGGGAACAUAACUGAAGUGACAGCAGCAGAAAAACUUGAUAGUCUUAGAAGCGAGCAAGAGAAUUUUGUAAGUUUAAGCUUUGAAACAAUAUCAGCAUCUGGUCCGAAUGCUGCAGUUAUUCACUAUCGACCGGAAGCGCCAUCAGCAAGAACAGUGCAUAGUGACGACAUGUAUCUUUGUGAUUCUGGUGGUCAGUAUCUUGACGGUACAACAGAUAUUACAAGAACAGUUCAUUUUGGAACACCGACUGUGCACCAGAAAAAAUGCUUCACCAGAGUUUUAAAAGGACAUAUACAGUUGGCUACUAUGGUAUUCCCUAAGGGGACUAGAGGUCAUGUUUUGGACGUAUUCGCACGAAAAGCAUUGUGGGAUAGUGGUUUGGAUUAUCUGCAUGGGACUGGUCAUGGCGUCGGAGCUUUCUUGAAUGUACAUGAGGGACCGAUAGGCAUCAGUCCACGUGUAAGCAAUGACCAACCACUCGAAGCAGGAAUGUUUUUAAGCGACGAACCUGGUUAUUACGAGGAUGGAGCUUUUGGAAUCAGAAUAGAAAAUGUUGUUCUUGUUAAAGAUGUCACAUUGGAGCAUAAUUUUCAAAACAAAGGUUUUCUUGGAUUUGAAGUAGUUUCCUUGGUGCCGAUCCAACGAAAAUUGCUUAUUCCAGAAAUGUUGACCAUGCAAGAAAUAACAUGGUUGAACGACUACCAUUCUAUGAUUCUUGAGAAGGUUGGCAGCUACUUAAAACAGCAAGGCAAGCACAAAGUUCUCGAUUGGUUGAUCAGAGAAACUGAAUGUCUGGGCUGAUAGUUACACAUGCGCAUUUUUAGAACUACAUUAGAAUAAAUUUUAACAAUUUAUGUUUUUAUCCUUACAUAAAAAAGAAAAGAAUAGAUAUGUUAUUUUAAAUUUUUUUAGUUUUUGCGUCCCCGCCAUGUUCUUGCUUUUUUAGUUUUUUAGUAGUCGAUGUCGUUAUCAGUAUCUUCCUUCAUAACAAGUUUAUCGUACAAUACGAAAUUACCAGGCAGCACAAGUUAGAUUAAUUGCAGGAGGUUGAUGAAUAAGCUAACAAUGUUUAAAUGCUUUCGAAGAUUGGUUGAAAACAAAAUUAUAAGAAAAUCUUUUCAAAUCAAACCGACAUUUGGAUAGCUUUGAAGACGUGACUAAUAGACACAUGUUGCUGGCAAUAUAGUUCUUUUGUGCAGAUCUAUAAACCAAGGACAAACCUUUUACAAUUAUAAAAGUUCUAUAUAUAACUUCUUUAUCCCUAUGAACACAAAACAACAUUAGCAUAACAUCCAACGGAUAGUAGUGCUUUUAAACAGCAUAUGAUUACCAGCUGUUUACUCGUCACCCGUAGCUUUUAAAUGUCUUUCCAGUCUUUCACUACUAUUUCAGAACAUUGUCAUUCGGCUUGUCGUUUGAAAACAUUUCUCGUGCACGCCUCCACAAUGACUGGGUUGUGGAGUUCGUUUCGUAAUCACAAGGUCCGUGGUUAGGUCCGAAGCGUAGGCAUGUUUAGCAAGUGUCUUCAUCACAGUUACAUCAUGUCAAGUGAGGGAAAUUGGGUAGGCAAUGUCAGUGACCCAAUACAUUGUUUUUACCACUAAAGUGGCUAUUCAACCUCGUUCCCGGGGCAUUUUGCAUGGUCCACAAGACCCUAGGGACGAUGUUGGUGGAUAUCCUGUAUAAAUUUUUGGAACAAUAAUCAUAAUGCAAACUUUCCCUGAUCAUAUCUGUACACUGUUUCUUUGUUGCUACAGUCGACUCUCAAAAAGUCAAACUCCGCCCACCGACCAGCAAAAAAAGUUAGUUAAUAGUCGUUGCUUCAUUCAUACUAAAUAGGGAAAGGGUCUUAGACUUCAAGAGUUUUCUCGUUUUUUGAUAUAGGUGUGUUAUCGAACAACUUUUUUUUAAAUUAUUUUCACUCUACGUCGGAAAUUAAAAAAAUUCGAAUUAUCAAGAAUUUUUUAGCCUGACUGAGUCGUAAAGGGCGUCAAUUGCGAGAAAUCGAGUUUCCGAAACUCCACUGUAUGAUUAAAAAUGCACUACAUAGAGUUUAAUUCUUCCCAUUUAACUUUUGUAAGCCCUCCGAUAGGUCUCAUUUUAGAUCUCGACGUUAAUGAGAAGAGGCUAAGCAUGAUGUGAGAAGUUUAGUUAACGGUGAAAAGGGUAAGAAUUUCGGAAGGUUGGGUAACAAUGUUAGAAGACCGGGCGACGUUGAGUCGACAUUGGAAAGUCUGAGUGACAAUUUAAAAAGGCUGGGUGACCAUGUAAGAACACUGAGUGAUAAUGCAAUGUAUCUGGCACAAGAUAUGUGUUGCAUCAUCGAACAAAAUCUUUAGCGACGAACUAUCGCGGUUUUAGCUGUUAUUGAGAAAUUUAGUUAAUUUAGUCACGUUUUACUGACUAAUUUUUAAACCAAAAAUGACCACAAAAGUUGUCCAAUGUUUUUCUUUCAAUUAAAACUUCAACAAAAGAAAGAUAACAUCUACCUUAUUCCAAAAAAGUCAUAAAAGUCAAAAGUCAUAAAAUUAACGCGGUUUUUCAAAAUUCGCGUUAAUUUUAUGACUCGUUAAUUAAAAUAAUGUUAAUUUGGUGACUUUUUUAUCUCUUUAAUAAUAGCCGUAUUUUGUCUGUCUGUCCGCGAAAGCCGCUUCCUGUUACGGAAACACGAAAUGCGGUAUAUAAAGGACGGGCGACCCCGUGGAUUUUUCCACAGGUUAACGGCUAGUCUAUAUUAUAAUACCCGUAUACGUCCGUCCGUCCGUCUGUCACGCAAAAUGGUAGCUUAGCUGCGCAGGUAGCGAGACGCACUCAAUGCGGUAUAAAAAGGACGGGCGAACCCUCUGAUUUUUCCACGCGCUAACGACUAGUAACAUAAAAGCCUAAAAAACAUAAGAAUACAAUUUUUUUUAUAAAUUUUUAACUAUUUCAUCCUCCAUCGGACGAUAGCUCAACGAUGUUCUCUUUUUCAGCGAUUUUUUUAAAAGCUUUUGUAUCAUCUUCAUACUCUGAUCCAAGCGGAAAAUUAACUAAAAAAGCACUUUUUCUUCCGAAAUUUUUAAAUUUUUAACAUUGUCUUUCCAAACAACGAAAACUUUUAUUUCGAUUUCCAAACUGCCUUGUUAGAGGAGACCGCUUUAAUACCUUGGAUUCGACUGUUGCUGUAAUUUUUGCUUCGCAUAUUUCUCAGAUUCGCGUUAAUUAAAUGCAUUUUUCGAAACCAUUUCAUUGAACCGCGUUAAUUUCAUAACCGUCAAUUUAAUUCGUGUUAGUUUCUUGACUCGUUAAUUUCAUGGAAUAAGGUAAAUAAUAAACAAGACAUUUGAUUUUUUUUUUUUUUUUUUCUUCCAUUAAUAUUUCUCUGUUUCUGUUUUUUCUUUGGAUAUACUUUUCUUCUGUUACGCCCACUUGAAACGUUAUUCAGAUGGAAGAUGAGCGCAGAUACUGACAAGGCUUAUUUUCGUUAAUAACGGUUUAUAAGGCUCUCAUAAUCGUCAAAAAAUGGACAGCUUUAAAAAAGCGUUAAAAAUGGUGGUUGGUUAAAAAAUAAUCAGCGUCAAAACAUUUAGUUGCUUAAUUAAAUUGACCAAAAUUUUUGGUUGUCACUUACUAAAACUAGGUUACGUUUUUUGCCAUUCUCGACCACAGAGCUCUUUAAGAUAAACUCGAAUUCGAGGUUUUAAUCUCAAAGAGCUCUGGGGACGAGAAUAAUUUUUUGCCGACUUUUUUACACACACGGCACGGUCAUUUACGGCAGGAAAAAAAGUGUGCGCAUGCGCCAUUAUUUGUUAUCAAAUUUUCUGCCGCAAGCGAUUCAUAAUGGCCACCAUCGCACGUGCUUUAAAUUUCCCUUAAAAACAAAUGUUUUUCGAGCCUCUGCGGUAGAGAUCAUCUCUUAAAAAGAUUUUAUUUUAGUAGAGCAGGCCUUGGACUAUACAAAAACUCUGGAUUCCACUACCCGAUCACUUUCACUUUUGUUGGGAGGAGACAGAAAGAAUAGCAAUGUUUUGAUCAUAAAAUUUUAUAUGUUGUUGGAAAAUGAAGAAAUUAGCCUUCCAACGCAAAGUCAUGCUUUAAGACAUGUGUUUCCUGAAAGCUGAUAGCCUAUUUUAUCAAAUAAAACCAGUGGUUUGUGGCUGCCACUUUUUUUCUGAAAGAAAUUGGUCCUUGGAAAUGACCUUUCACAAGACUUCAUAAAUCGGGCACCAGUCCCAAAUUGUUCUAUGAUACAAAACAUGUUGGCACGAUUUCAUUGAAGUAAUUUUGACCCAACAAUUCACAAUUUCAAGCGUCAUUCAAACGUGAUUUGCAUGUGAAGAUUUGUUGACAGAAGCGGUUAAAAAAAAAAGAUGGAACAAUGAUGAAACAGAGGAGCUUGCGGAUUUGCUCGAUUACCACUUUUUGUUGGAUGCGUUUGAAAUAAGAAUAUAUUCGUUAAAUACAGAUUAUGAAUUGAAAUAAAAAAUACUUGUAAUAGCCUAAUUUGUAAACUAUUUUUAUAUAAUUCAGAUUGACUUUCGUCGUGAAAAAUCUUACGAUUAAGGAAUGGUCUAGGCUUAAAUGUCUAAAAAUGUGUGUGCUUUCGUUUAACACAUAUAUAACUGUACAAUUUUUUUCAUUUGCAAUCAGUUGCUAGUCUAACAACAACAACAAUAAUGAUAAACAUUUAAAAUGUUUCUAGCCCAGAAAAUCACAAAAACCUAUUGUUAGUGGAUUAUUUCCAUUGGGGUCCACUGAGUCUGAGUGAAGCUAGCUUUCUCACAUUUACGUUUAGUUUUAGCAGGCUUCUAGAAAACUAAUCAAGACCAACCUUAGAGCUAGCUAAGGUUACAGAUCAGAUGAAUUAUUUUUUUUCCUUAUAAAUUUAAUUUUAGAAGUAUAAUAAUUUACAUUUCUAAUAGUUGUCAACCAUUUUUUUGUGAAAACGAAAGUGAAAUGUAUGGUGUAGAAAAGCUCAAAA